This is a messenger RNA of Rhinichthys klamathensis goyatoka, 1289 nucleotides long. RefSeq names its product adenosine A2b receptor (gene adora2b). The transcript is spliced from 3 exons. Gene Ontology annotation, biological process: vasodilation; adenylate cyclase-activating G protein-coupled receptor signaling pathway; G protein-coupled adenosine receptor signaling pathway. The record is from RefSeq and is a predicted model, not a curated record. Gene Ontology annotation, molecular function: G protein-coupled adenosine receptor activity. NCBI's taxonomy places the organism in Eukaryota, Metazoa, Chordata, Actinopteri, Cypriniformes, Leuciscidae. Bases 235 to 1284 code for a protein of 349 amino acids. Gene Ontology annotation, cellular component: membrane.
GCUUCUGCAACAUGUACCAUAAGACACAGAUGCAAGCCAGUUUAAAGAGGAACGUCAAACAAUAAAAGCAGCUCUGAAUUAUUUCAGGAUGUCCGUGUUGGCAAAUCACAAACUUUGGAGAUCCGUGGAUUAUUGUUAUUUUACCAGUGGACAAGCUCUACAGAGUGACAGACAGACUCAUGACAUCCUAACUAGCCUACUGUUUAAAGGUGUUUCUCUGUGAAGUGUGCAGCAAUGGAUUCUUUAUACAUCGCUAUAGAGCUGGUGAUCGCCGUACUGUCAAUCGCUGGUAAUGUACUGGUGUGCUGGGCUGUGGCCAUCAACUCCACUCUCAAGAACGCCACCAAUUACUUUCUGGUGUCACUAGCCGUGGCAGAUAUUCUGGUUGGCUGUCUUGCCAUCCCUUUUGCCAUCACUAUAAGCAUUGGUCUGCGCUCAGACUUUUAUGGAUGUCUUUUCCUGGCGUGUUUUGUUCUGGUACUGACUCAAAGUUCAAUAUUUAGUCUUCUUGCGGUUGCCAUCGACAGAUAUCUGGCUGUAAAAAUCCCCCUGAGGUAUAAGGAGCUUGUCACGGGGAAAAGGGCAAGAGAGAUCAUUGCCAUUUUAUGGAUCUUAUCCUUUAUCAUCGGGCUCAUCCCAUUUGUGGGCUGGAACCGUAAAGACUUGUCCUGCUCCAGAAAUGAAAGUGGCUCUAUACAGACUGGCAACAACAGUGAUGCUGCUGACAUGGAAACAGGCUUCUUGCAAAGCUGCUGCCUCGAGUGCUUCUUCGAGAACGUGGUGGACAUGAGCUACAUGGUGUACUUCAACUUCUUUGGUUGUGUGCUGCCGCCUCUGCUUAUCAUGCUGGGCAUUUACAUCAAGAUCUUCACAGUAGCACGUAAACAGCUACGUCAGAUCGAGCUCAAAUGCAGCGUGAGUAAUGGCGAGAAUCACCACCAUGGCCUGCUGCAACGGGAGAUUCGUGCCGCUAAAUCGCUCUCCAUCAUUGUGGGCCUGUUCGCUCUCUGUUGGCUGCCUGUGCACAUCUUGAACUGCCUCACUCUCUUCUACAGAGAGCUGGAGAAACCCAGUUUCAUCAUGAACACUGCCAUCAUCCUCUCGCACGCCAACUCCGCCGUCAAUCCCAUUAUCUACGCCUACCGUAUUCGGGAGUUCAGAUUCACUUUUAGGAAGAUUCUGAACCGCCAUUUCCUUUGUCGACGGGACGAGUUGUAUCGCAGCUCCACUGGAAGCAGCAUUCACAGAGACCAGAUUAAAAUGACCAUUGACCCUCUGCUAUAGAAGUC